Messenger RNA from Microthlaspi erraticum, 1182 nucleotides. NCBI's taxonomy places the organism in Eukaryota, Viridiplantae, Streptophyta, Magnoliopsida, Brassicales, Brassicaceae. The record is from the annotation of a GenBank genome assembly.
AUGCGAGUUGAAGACAUGAUCCCCAUCAAUGAUUCUAUGCCUGAAGAACAGCUUAUGGCAAUCAUGAUCUUGAAGGAGAGUUUUGAUGAGAAAGCCAGGCUGGAAGAAGUUAAGGCUCUGCGUGAUGAGAAUUUGCCAUGGCAUUACUAUUGGGAUGAGCCCUACCUGUACAAGAGAGGACCAGACAGCAUUUACAGGAGAUGCAUUGCUGAAGAGGAUGUGCAAGGAGUUCUAGAGCAUUGCCAUGGGUCAGUUUACGGAGGUCACUUUGCUACAUUCAAAACAGCAACUAAGGUUUUGCAAUCGGGUUUAUGGUGGCCUACUUUGUUUAAGGAUGCAGCAGACUACAUUGCCAAGUGUGAUCCGUGCCAAAGGAAAGGAGGGAUCACCAAGAGGGACGAGAUGCCACUAAACCCAAUUCUAGAGACUAUGUAUCCAAAUGGAUUGAAGCCAUUCCCUGCCCAACCUGUGACGCCAAGGUGGUUGUCAAGCUUUUCAGAACCAUCAUCUUUCCAAGUUGAUGAGAAGCCAUGGAGUCAACACAAGGUCGCCACGCCUUAUCACCCUCAAACCAGUGGGCAAGUUGAAGUCUCCAACAGACAGAUCAAGGCCAUAUUGGAGAAGACUGUGAGCUUCACUAGGAAAGACUGGGCAGCAAGGCUUGAUGAGGCACUUUGGGCUUAUAGGACAGCCUACAAAACCCCCAUUGGAAGGUCUCCUUUCAAUUUGCUGUAUGGGAAGGACUGCCACUUACCUGUGGAGGUCGAAUAUAAGGCUUUAUGGGCAGUAAAGAUGCUGAACUUUGAUAUAAAGGCAGCACAAGAAAGGAGGGUAAUGAACUUGUUUGAGCUGGAGGAGAUAAGAAUGAAUGCCUAUGAGAACUCUAGGAUUUACAAGAUGAGAACCAAGGCAGCCCACGACAAACUGAUUCGCCUUAAGGACUUCAAGGUUGGGGACAGUGUGCUCUUGUAUAACUCCAAGCUAAGGUUGUUUCCCGGGAAGCUGAGGUCAAAGUGGGCGGGACCAUUCAAGAUUCACGAAGUUCUACCCUAUGGGUCCCUCACUUUGCUCAAUCAAGAGGGGAAGGAAUUCACAGUGAAUGGACAUAGAUGCAAGCCAUAUCUAGGAAUGACCCCCACAGAGGAGAUCAUCACUCCUCUAGAAGAUCCAACCCCGGCCUAA